CGUCUUUCAUACCCCCAGUGUGGGAGAUUAUCUGAGGUUUGCUAAAAUGGCAGAAUCAAGCAGAUCGUUAUCAGCAUGUCUACGCUGCCGCAGGAAGAAGCUCAAAUGCGGGGGACCUAAUCAAAACCCAUGCCAAAGAUGCCGAGCUAGCAGGUCAGAGUGUGUAUUUGUUUCUCCCAAGCCCAUCCGGGGCAGUCAUAGUGCUUCAACCUCGGGACCAGAUGGUAAUCUCAGGUAAGAUUGCUUCUGCCGCUUCCCGUGAAAUGCUCAUUGUUUAGCGAGAAGCUCGUACUCCUGGAGCAAAGAUUCGAGGCCAUGGAAGCACGCCAUGAGGCUCAAAUGCAGCAGAUGCAGAACACAUUGGCCCAGUUGGCCGCGCUGCAGCCAGUACCACAGCCCACUGUGACUCAGUCGGAACCACUCUGUGCAGGCGAUAUAGUCGCGCGCGGCAUCGUGAGUGAAAGCGAAUGGGAGGAGCUCUAUGACUUCUUCUACGAAAAUUGCAGAACUGUGGUGGGUUUCAUGGAUGAUCAGAUUUACCAUCCCAAAGGACUUGUUAGGCAGCAUCCCCUGAUGUCCACAGUGAUUUGCGCCGUCGCUGCCCGAGCGAUCAAGCCCGAAAAAUACCAGAGCUACUUAGCUGAAGCCGAUGAGCUGGUGAAGAAUACAUUUGUCGGUCCAAGUCCCGAUAUUCAGGCCGUCAGGGCAAUGAUGCUUCUGGGUGCAUUGGCCGGUCGGUCUCGGCUUUGGGGUUACGUGGCAUCCCUGGCUGCAGAACUAGGACUCAACACGGCCGCCUUAAAGUUGGGUGAAGACGAUACCGAGCACACAUUCAGUCUUGUUGAACGAGCAAGAACAUGGUUUACAUUGUGCUGCUUUGAUCUGACGAUGCACCUGAACCGACCGUUUGUUAUCAACAGAAUGAGAGAAUAUCUCCCCUUUGCUAAGAAAUUACUCGCAUCCCCGUAUUGUCGGCCAGUCGACCAUCGAAUUUGCGCCUACAUCGUGGGUUUCACCACCCCUGCCGACGCAAAGACACGACUUACCAAAGCCCAGCUUCAAUUGAAUCCUCUCGGAGCGGCGCAAACAGACCUCUUGACAUCGUUUGAUCGGAGCAUUGACGAAUGGUUCUACAGGAUCAACAAUAUCAUUGAACCCCAGUACCAGACUUUUUCUGACAAGCAGGACCGAAACAGGUUUAUAAUCCCGUAUACAUUUAUGAAAAUGUACAUCAAUGGGUUUGCCUUACAUGGGCUAGAACCAGCCGAACGUCCAGAUCCCAACCGAUUAGUAUUCAUACAAAAAGCACUGAAGCAUGCCACUCUUCUAAUACGGAGCCAAUUCGAGUCUGAUAAAAUUCGUCGUCAAUUCCAAUACACAAUAGACUAUCACGGCUCCUCAACCUACCAGGCAAUCAGCUUUAUACUCAAGGCUAUACCCGCAACUCAUCAGUACCUUCAAUGCGGAGACUCAAUAAGAGCACUCCACCAGGCUGCUCAGAUGUUCCAGGAAGCAGGUGCUACAGAGGCUGCGCGAGAUAUUCAACGGGAACAGAAGAAGAUGGCCUUGCUCACGCAGACGGUCGUGUCCCCUAGCGGGGCUGCCGUCGACUUGGCAACAGCCGAUGGAGGAAGGAACACUGAUAUACCGACUUCUCUGGACACUGCUACGUGGUAUGAACCUUUUCCGAUGCUUGGUUUGUUUGCACUUGACUAGGUCUACCUUUGCGGCCGUAUGCAUUAAUUAGCCUGUCUACAUAUGCAACUUCAAGUCAAAGGGUGUAUUUCUAGCCCUGCAG
Messenger RNA from Aspergillus ibericus CBS 121593, 1798 nucleotides. RefSeq names its product fungal specific transcription factor domain-containing protein. The record is from RefSeq and is a predicted model, not a curated record. The transcript is spliced from 8 exons. NCBI's taxonomy places the organism in Eukaryota, Fungi, Ascomycota, Eurotiomycetes, Eurotiales, Aspergillaceae. Gene Ontology annotation, molecular function: DNA-binding transcription factor activity, RNA polymerase II-specific; transcription cis-regulatory region binding. The coding region runs from base 316 to 1716 and encodes 466 amino acids. Gene Ontology annotation, cellular component: nucleus.